AUGCUGAAAGUUGCAAAGAAUCUUCGGUUUGGUUUCUUUACCAAUGGUUAUUCAUCUAGACGUCUAAUAUCUUUAAAUCAAAUUCGUCCCUUUACUGUAUCUACUACGGAGCAGGGAACUAUUUUUGAGAAAAAUGUCGUUGAUACGUUUAGCAAGUUUGGAAUGAACUUACAGUGCUCAGGGGGACCUAACGAUCGUGGAAUCGACAUUCAAGGGACUUGGGAAAUAGAUUCCUUGUCUAUUCCCCUUAUUAUUCAAUGUAAAAACACAAAGAAAGCAAAACCACAAUAUGUCCGAGAGUUUGUUGGAGUGAUUGGUCGUGAAUACAAAAAUCGAGGGAUUCCUAUCAAUACUGUUCAUCCGGGAGAUGGAUCCGUUCCCUUGGGUAUUUUGUGGAAGCUGCUCUCUGCCCAUAUCCACUUAUUCUCGCCUGUGUGGGACCAUCUUCGAUUUUGUCUUUUCAGCCAAAUUACUCUGUUUUGCGGGCAUUUCCAGACCUAAAAUUCGUGUUUGAUAUCAACCAGACAGAUGUUCCAACGGUGCUGUUUAGGGAUAAAGUAAGGAAUUGUAUGCCAUGAUGCAUUGGCACCCUAUUUUGGCUCCAUGUAGCGUACCCUGCUCCCCAGCACACAGCCUGUUGUUUAUUUCCCUCUAU
Molecule: messenger RNA, 655 nt
Organism: Blastocystis hominis
Lineage: Eukaryota; Bigyra; Opalinata; Blastocystidae
Exons: 8
Coding region: 1-501 (166 amino acids)
Cellular component (GO): mitochondrion
Molecular function (GO): nucleic acid binding
Source: RefSeq, a predicted model, not a curated record